Messenger RNA from Aphanomyces astaci, 1544 nucleotides. RefSeq lists its product as hypothetical. Gene Ontology annotation, molecular function: CoA-ligase activity. The record is from RefSeq and is a predicted model, not a curated record. The transcript has a single exon. Bases 1 to 1488 code for a protein of 495 amino acids. Lineage: Eukaryota; Oomycota; Saprolegniomycetes; Saprolegniales; Verrucalvaceae.
AUGAUCGUCCGACAAGGCGGAAGGAUCAAAGCUGUCAGCAGUGAUGGAAACAGCAGUGCGCCUACCGGCAGCCCGACGUUAUCAUCGGUGAUCACACAUGCCCGAGAUGCUUUUAUCGAUGAAGGUGUUCCGCUGCUGGAACGUCUCCUCCAAGGAAGUAGUAGCACAACACCGUUUGUGUUGCUUAUCCAGAACGCUCGCGCAAGUGCGCUGGUCAUUGCCGCGGCAGCCAUCCUGAAGCGAGUGUGCGUGUUGGUUCCGUUGUCGAGAGCAACAACCUUGGUACCAUAUGUCGCCGAGUACACCGGCAUUUCUCUGGUUAUCAAUCCCGAGACAAACCAAGUCUCACACCAUCAUGUCGUUCCAUCGACCACAACACCCCGAGAUGCUUGGCUCCAGCACUCGCAAGUGCAAGACCGUGGUGGUGUGUGCAUGCUCACUUCUGGCAGCACUGGCUUGCCCAAGAUCGUCUUUUGCACAUGGACCAGCAUGUUUCUCCAAGGCCAAGCCACGCAUGAGCUACUCUUCCCUCAAGGCCCUAGCCGCGUCGUCUGUGCUUCGUCUAUUGCUCAUGCUUAUGCUAUCAACGCACUGUUUGCCAUUUAUACGUCCCCGUACGGCCACUUGUGUGAACUGCACCUCGACAUCCACGUCGAAGCCAUCCGCCUCCCCUUCUCCUGCACUAGCACCCCAUGUCCAACCAUUCUCUACGGCACACCAGGCACUUUUACGAAACUCACCACACUCGAUACCACCUCCUCAGCUUGCUCAUUGAGCCAUGUCAUGGCAUUCAGUGCCGGCACCGCCUUGCCGCUGGACCUGAGGCAUGCGCUCAGAGACAAAUUUGGCCUCACUGUGCUUCAAAACUACGGCUCUACCGAAACUGGCGGCAUUGCGACGGAAUUAUUGACUACGGCCUCCACCAACCCUUUCGGCGGAUCGUUGCAAGCGGUGGGGCAACUUUGGCAGGGCUCCCAAGUGCACAUUGCCGUUCCGACGAAUCCGUGCCGACUCCUCGAUGGCGAAGAACGCGGUGAGAUUCUAGUGCUGACGCCAUGGCAAUGCAUCGGGUAUGUGGAGCAUGGCACUUUAUCCCCAAUUAGCCGCACUGGGUUCUACCACACGGGAGAUGGCGGCGACAUGACCAACGAUGGCAUCCUGUACGUCGGGUACAGAUUGCGAGACCCAAUCCACGUCCGUUCGCAAGGAAUGGACGUGUUUGUACCGCCGCAACAAGUGGAGCGAGCCAUCCUGAACAACCCACACGUGACAGAUGUCCUGUUGCCGCUGUUGAUCAAAGUGCCGUCGAAGGUAGGCUACGUCAAGCCGGUGGCGCUGGUCGUGGCCCCAAAAAGUACGCUGGAUGAGUUGACGGCGUGGUGCACUGCGCAUCUGCCUACGAUGCUACAAGACUUGGACAUUCGGCUCGUCGAGUACCUGCCAUGCAGUCCUGCCGGAAAGCUCAUGUAUUCGUUGCAUGUCGAUUAGCUGGUAAACCGUACAAAAGUAUUAAACGAACGACAUUAAUUCAAUCAUUCGAGCAA